This is a messenger RNA of Puccinia graminis f. sp. tritici CRL 75-36-700-3, 2897 nucleotides long. Its product is annotated as carnitine O-acetyltransferase. Gene Ontology annotation, biological process: carnitine metabolic process. Gene Ontology annotation, cellular component: mitochondrion. Lineage: Eukaryota; Fungi; Basidiomycota; Pucciniomycetes; Pucciniales; Pucciniaceae. Bases 90 to 2471 code for a protein of 793 amino acids. The record is from RefSeq and is a predicted model, not a curated record. Gene Ontology annotation, molecular function: carnitine O-acetyltransferase activity. The transcript is spliced from 7 exons.
CACCGACCUGCAAAAAUCCAUCUUCCUCUGAAGGCAGUGUGAUUUGUAAAUAGUGGCAAUCCACCGAUUCGUAGUUUGAAGGUGCUCUAAUGGUCAUCAUGGAAGACUCAGAUAAACCAAACGAUCGAGUGUUACCCAAGUUACCGAUCCCACCCUUGGAAGAUACUUGUGCUCGGUAUAUCAAAGUCUUGGAACCGCUUCAGACACCAAAGGAGCACCAAGAAACCGUAUCGGUCGUCCAACGUUUCCUAAAGAACGAGGGGCCAUUGCUCCAUGAACGUUUACAAGAAUACGCUUCGACACGAGCUAGUUACAUCGAAGAGUUUUGGUACGAAAGUUACCUUCAACACAGCGAUUCAGUCGUCCUGAGUCUCAAUCCAUUCUUCAUACUCGAGGAUGAUCCAACACCGUCUCGCGGAAACCAAUUAACCCGUGCCGCCUCUCUGAUAUUGGCAUCGGUGGGGUUUAUUCACGAUUUGCGAACCGGUCAACUUGAGCCUGAUCAUGUGCGAGGAAAACCCUUAGACAUGCAUCAAUACAUGAAACUGUUUGGCUCCGCAAGAAUCCCAACUCGUGAGGGCUGUCGAAUGAAAACGUUCGGAGACAGCAAACAUGUCGUAGUUAUGCGCAGAGGUCAAUUCUACUCAUUUGACGUUAUGGACUCAGAACAUCGCCCAGUCUUAUCGGAACGUGAACUAUGGAGCAACUUAUGUACAAUCAUCCAAGAUGCUGACAAGUUGCCGAUUAGCAAAGUGGCCCAAAGUUCGAUCGGCCUAUUGACAACGGAGCGACGGCCGACAUGGGCCGGACUUCGUCAAGAAAUGAUCGAUGAUCCCAACAGUUCCAACAAGGAAUGUCUGAAGGCGAUUGACAGUGCACUUUUCAUAGUCUGUCUCGAUGGCUCGAGCCCCCGGACGGCCGAUGCGAUAUGUGCCACGAUGCUCUGUGGGACUUAUGAGCUGGGCCGGCGAGGGGUUCAGGUCGGAACGUGUCUGAACCGGUGGUACGACAAAUUGCAAAUCAUCGUCUGUGCCGAUGGCCAGGCCGGCGUCAACUUCGAACACUCUGCCGUCGAUGGUCACACCGUAUUGCGAUUCGUGGGCGAUGUAUACACCGAACUGAUCCUCCGUUUCGCUAAAUCAAUCAAUAGCAACAGUCGGACAUUGUUCAAGGCUCUGCCAUCCCCUUGGGCCAAACCCGCCGGUAUGAAAAACUUGCCAAAUUCAUCCGAUCAAGCUGAUUUGCCUCGAGAGGAUAUCAAUAAAACUCCUAAGAAACUCGAGUGGCAGUUGUCCAAUGCCCUCAAGGCUUCUAUCCGUUUCGCUGAGACGAGGUUGUCUGACUUGAUUUGCCAAAACGAAGUGUUGGCGCUUGAGUUCGAAGAGUACGGCAAAAAUUUCAUCAUCUCUCAAAACCUCUCUCCAGACGCGUUUGUACAAAUGGCCUUUCAGGUAUGCUACUUCUCGCUUUACGGACGAAUAGAGUCGACCUAUGAGCCCGCGAUGACCAAGGCGUUCUCGCAUGGUCGGACCGAAGGGAUCAGAAGCGUAUCAAACUCUUCGAUCAAAUUCAUCAAGAACUUUUGCUCGGACGUUGAUAACCAAGCCAAGAUUUCCGCACUGCGAGAAGCUUGUGAGUAUCACCAAAACUUAAGCAAACAAUGCUCACAAGGGUUAGGACAGGAUCGAAUACUAUAUGCCAUGUACAGUCUCGCCAAACAAGAAUUGUUUCAAGACUCUUCUGCUUCUUCUAGCAGUUCCAGCAAUGAUGAACUAGAUGAUCCUCACCCGAAGAAAACACCCAAAAAACUUCCUAAAAUCUUUCGCGACAGUGGAUAUGGCUUACUCAAUCACUCCACCCUGAGCACCUCAAACUGUGGAAACCCAGCGCUGAGAUUAUUCGGAUUCGGGCCGGUGGUCUCGGAUGGAUAUGGGAUCGGAUACAUCAUCAGGGAGGAUGGACUGUCCUUUGUGAUUUCCUCGAAACAUCUUCAAACCCGACGGUUCCUAGAAAGCUUGCGAGCUUACUUCUUGGAGAUCCGAAAGAUCUUACUCUCGGAAGCCAAUUCUGCUGAUCCAAACCCGUAUCCGGGCUUCCCACUCUCGAUCACUAAACGAAGCCCUCAUCGUCAUCACCCGCAAGAUUCUACUCGGAAAUCAAGCGCCAAUCAUCGUCAUCCCCCGAAGCCUCUCGACGGAUCCCAGUGGAAUGCCAUCUGGAAUGAUAAGUUGGUCCAGGUUGAUCAUUCGCCCCACCUUAAGGAUCAAUCGCCCGAAUCAGAUCAUCCUCUUCCUCCUGAGAAAGAUGAGCCCCAAAACACCGAGGAGCUUCUGACUUCUGGCUAUGGUUUCUUUGAUUCGGGUGAGAUUGAUAAGAUCAUUUCUUCGAAUGCCGAAAACGUCCGCAACGACCAUUCGAAAAAGAAAUUCAAACCUCCAAUAGGGACCAAAUUGGAGGCUGGUGAUGACUGAUUUCUUGUCACAUUUGCCAUUCAUAAAUGCAAGCCAAACUGAGUAAGUGGAGGCUUGAAGGGCUAACCAAUACAUGUUUGUGCCAGUAGCUGUUGUAAACUUGUUUUGUAUCUUUCCUCUUUGCUUUAGAAUGUACUUUUGACGCGUGAAUUUAUUGUAUGAUUAGACUUACUAUGGCUGUAUUACUGCAAAGCUCUAUGUCUGUGAUACUUGGGCAUCCAUUUUCACUUACAUUUCAAGCAUCAUUUUUCUCUUUCAUAUGUUUUAUUAGCUGAGAAGCCUUUGUUUUCCAUUUUAUUUGUUUAUUAACAUUUUUAACCAAUCGUUACUGUUCUGCAUCUUCCUCAAUAGAUAAACUUUUGUGCACCUAUUGACAACAUCAAUCCGAUCCAACAUCCUCACCUGAAUAACCUUAUCUUGUUCUUG